Lytechinus pictus (painted urchin) is the source of this 2869-nucleotide messenger RNA. Its product is annotated as translation initiation factor eIF2B subunit gamma-like. The transcript has 6 exons. Lineage: Eukaryota; Metazoa; Echinodermata; Echinoidea; Temnopleuroida; Toxopneustidae. The coding region runs from base 1 to 513 and encodes 170 amino acids. The record is from RefSeq and is a predicted model, not a curated record. Gene Ontology annotation, biological process: cytoplasmic translational initiation. Gene Ontology annotation, cellular component: eukaryotic translation initiation factor 2B complex; guanyl-nucleotide exchange factor complex. Gene Ontology annotation, molecular function: translation initiation factor activity; guanyl-nucleotide exchange factor activity.
AUGGCUGGGAUUCGAACCCAUGACCCUCUGUUUCAAAGUCAGAAGAUUAAUCCACUGGGCCACAACGCUCCACGUGUUGUACCAAAAAGGGGUCACUUGGAAAAGUUGAAUGUGACGUCCCAGAAGCACCUUCUAGGUGAUGAGCCUCUUGUACAUCCAUCAGUCAGUAAAAGCAAAUCUUCAGGGGAUCUGAAAUCACACUCUUCAAUUGGUAAAGACUGCAUGGUUGGGGAGAGGUCAAGCAUAGGAGAUCAGGUGUCUAUUAAGAGAUCUAUUAUUGGACGGCAUUGUACCAUCGGAGAUAAGGUCAAGAUAAACAACUCUGUCAUCAUGGACCAUGUGACCAUCAAGGAAGGGUGUGUUAUACAAGGAAGCAUCUUGUGCCCUAAUGCCCACAUUCUCCAGAAUGUUGAUUUAAAGGACAGCAUAGUAGGAACAUCUCAGAACGUCGUGGAAGGUGCAUCCUACAAUGGGGAAGUGAUAGGAGAGGGUGACAUGAUGAUGGAGAUUUGAUGCAUCCCAUGGAAUUAGGGCUAUCUCCCACAAACCUCACAAGGCGGAACCCAAGACAACAUGAUGUGGGGUAGAAUGACCAUUUCAAAAGAAAUGAAACUGCAUGAUCAGCCUUUGCAAAAAAAAAAACUCCUUGAGAGAUUAGGCUACAUAACUCUCCCUGGAAGAUGUGCUCUCCAUCGUAAAUCAGGAUGCAUGGUCUAUGUAGGAUCACAGCCUAGGAAAGAUCAGGCUGCAUGAUCUGCUCUGGGGGAAAUACGCUUUACAAGAGGUUCUGCCAUGUAAGAUGUGCUCCUCACAAGAAAUCGUAAUGCAUGAUCGGUCUAGGAUCACAGCCCAGGAAAGGUCAGUUUGCAUGAUCUGCCUCUGGAGGAAAUUCACUUCUCAAAGAGAUUAGGCUACACUACUGUCCCUAGAAGAUGUUAUCUAGGAGGAAUGAGGCUACACCAUUUGCCUUUUUAGGAUUUAGUCAGUUCCUUUGGAGAGAUGAGAUCAGGCUGCAUGAUCUGCCUCUGGAGGAAAUUCACUUUGCAAAAGGUUCUGCCAUGUGAGAUGUGCUCUUUACAAGAAAUCAGGUUACAUGAUCUAUGUAGGCUCACAGCCAAGGAAGGGUCAGGCUGCAUGAUCUGCCUCUGAAGGAAUUACACUUCUCAAAGAGAUUAGGCUACACUACUGUCCCUAGAAGAUAAGCUCUAGUGGGAAUGAGGCUGCAUCAUUUGCCUUUUUAGGAUUUAGUCACUUCCUUGGAGAGAUGAGAUCAGGCUGCAUGAUCUGCCUCUGAAGGAAAUGCGUUCUAGGAGGGAUGGUUGUUCUUUUUCAGAUGUAAACAGUGUCUUAAGGCUGAAUGGUUUAUUUCUGUGAAUAAAUCAUGCUUCCCGCUAUUAGCCUGUAGCAUCUUUCUCUAUAGAUGUUCACCCUUGGGCCCUGUUUCACUAUCUGCCAUACAGUGGAAACUUACCCAAAAUCCUUGAAUCUGAUUGGUUGGAGGAGGAAGUUUCCAUGAUAUUAUUUUUUGUGACAAUGGGGCCCAAGAGAAAUUAAACUUUAAAAAAGCGAAAUUUGAGUUGAGGACGUUUUCCGGAAUUCCUUGACCUUCACAUGUUGGAAUAUGUACCUGAUAUUUUUGUUCCAGUACUAGAUUUCAAAUUGCUUUUUAAAUUCAAAAUCAUGAAUUCAUUGGUUUACCCAAUGAUUUAAUGCCCCAUCCCUUAUAAAUACCAUCUCCCAUCAACUGUGCAUAAGUCAAAUGCUUAAGCCCUUUGAAUUCAGUUCACCAAUGGCAAAAAAAAAAAAAAAAAAAAUCAAACACUUAACUCAUGAAGAGAAAAUCAUAAGCUUACCCUUGAAUAUUAAUGUUUGCUUGUUUUAGUAAUGGUUAUGUAUGACUGGCAUAGAAUGUUUGUUUUUCCUUUUCUUUCUGUCUUUCAUUACUGUUGAAUACACAGUCUUCUUUGAAUGUUCUGUUCACCUGUAGGCUGUUCAAGUCACUCGUUCAAGUAAAUAUGUGGAUAUAUGGAUAUCACUAGUGAGUUGGACACAGGCCCAUUUUUCAUUUAAUCCUUGCAUUAAGUUAAUGUUGGGCUUAGGUACCUUGUCUUUUGUGCAGGAAUCCCGCAAGCGGCCUUUCAUUACCAAUUGUCAUGCUUCAUCAUUGACAAAUGAUGGCAAAUGCAGGAAAGUUGCUGUGAAAAGAUGCAAAGCGCUUUUAUUCCUGCUAAAAGAUGCGGCACAGACUUUUGACAAGGUACCUUAGUAUUCUCACUGCAUAAGAAAUUUACUAUGUCCCAUUUCAUUAUGUACUUAACAUUUAGGUGCAGUAAACACAAUCCAAUAACCCUAAAGUCCUCUCUGGAAUACCUUUGAGAAGCUUUGUAAAUCCUAUUAAUGUAUAAUUUAACUGUGUUACAAAUUUACUAUAAUAUAGAUCUGCACCAUUCUGAGAAUUCUAUUCAUAUGUCUCUGCCUGAAAAAUAUUUGGCUUCAGUUUUAUUUAAUAUCUGUCUUGAAUUCUAACAAAAAUUUAAUAAAAUCCAUAUAGAAUUGGGUAUAUGUUAUGUACAAAUAAAACACAUAUCAGUAAAAUGUUCAUUUUUCAGAUUUAGUAUUGGUUUAGAGGUCAUUGUCUUGACACAUCAGAGGACAUUUUAUGAAGUAUUUUAUCAGUGAUGGGAAUCGCCAAAUAACAAGAUUAAGUUUAUAAAAUGUUAUUUAAACAAAAAUAUGCAUUACCUAUUUAAGAAUCAUGUUUAUUUUUUCAUUUCUUAUUAAGUUGGAUUUUAAAAAUUCUUUUUGUGUAUUGCUUAACAAUAUUAUGUCUUAUUAAAGUUCAAAUUAAACUAAGUAUGAAAUGUACACU